CCCGACGCCUCCCGCAGCACACAGCGAACAAACAUGAAUGCGGUGAGUUCAGGGGCUCGGGAAGACUGGCUCUAAAGGCCCAUUCGGCCGUGCUUUCGUCUCCCCCAUUUCUGCAGGCGGCGGUGUUGCUGCAGCUGCUGUCCAUCAUCUCCUCACUGUUGCUCAUCGUAUAUGCCCUCGUCCUCUUCAUCCUUUCACAUGUACACUCAAUCGGGUAUGUAUGUACCGAUGACCGCAGACGGACAGACAGACACACGCACAAAGGGGGAAGAGAGACGUGCUUCUUUCUCCGUGUCUGCGUCUGUUGGUCAUCUCAAUUGAUUGACAGCGGGUGGGUGGUGGCGAUCUUCCUUAUUCUUUUUGGCGUUCUGCUCUUUGUCGCCGACCUCAAGUCGUUCCCCAUGUUCGGCUAUGUCCUCUUCGUAAGACACAUAGACACAGACAGACAGACAGGCAGGCAGGCAGACACACAGACAGACACGGAGCACAUACAGCCGCGGGUGUGCUUGUGUGUGUAGAUAUACACGUCUAUGGGUCGGGGACUGUUCCUGAUAUUCCUGGGGUGCCUCUGUCUGGGGGGCUGGGCAUUUUCAAUUGCCGUUGCGGUGAUACUUAUGGUCACAGGAGUGCUCUACAUGAUCGUCGGGAGCCUCCUGCUCAAAGGUGAGUCAGGCCCUCGGUUGAGUGGCAAAUGACGGGUACUAUGCACUUUUUGCUCACUGCAUGCAGGCUGUCCCAAGCCGCUGAUGCAACGAAAUGAGGGUGUGAUCCAGCUGGUAAUGACGAGAACAACCCCUUAGCCAAAGAAUGAAUGAUACAUACAGGUGAUGUGUUAUUUGGUACUGCUCGCUGCAGGAAUCCAACAUCAAUUUCGUGGCUGACUGAACUGCCUGCCCUCCUGCCUGCCUUGAUCAAAUGGAUCAGAGAAGGGAGACCAAAUCGGUCCCUCGACUCAUCUUUUUUCGCUCAUCUGCACUCGUACGCUGACUGACCUGGUCUGUCUGCAAAUGAAGUUCUGUUGAUCUGACUGAAAUGGCGUGCAGUGUGAUCGAAUCGCUUGGAAUGAGCAGACGCAGCAAAUUGACACAAACAAACACGAUAAGGUCAAUCACCC
This is a messenger RNA of Vitrella brassicaformis, 1114 nucleotides long. The record is from the annotation of a GenBank genome assembly. NCBI's taxonomy places the organism in Eukaryota, Vitrellaceae.